AUGCUUCAAACUCAGAAGGUUCGCCUUACCGAUUACUUAGAUGAACGCUCUGCUUAUCUAUCCGAAUUCGCUGAAAAAGCUAAUGAUGAGUUCAAUGAAAUUGGCGAAAAUGCUCUCAAAGAACUAGAUGAAGCUGAAAACAGGAUUAUGGAAAAGCUAGAGCUCAACAUGCAAUCUUUUGAAGAGAACGCAGAAUUGAACAAAUUGGUUAUUGAGGAAAAUGAGAAGAAAGUGGGAGACUUCGAAGAUCAAAUAGAUAAGGAUCGGAAUGAAGGCUUGUUCUUCAAGAACUUGGGGCAAAAAAAACCUGUAAAUCAAGUCAAAGCAAAGGAAGAAGCCAGGAAGGUCAAAGAAGUUACAAGAAAAAGUGCAGGAUCAAAUACUCGGAGAAACUUUUACCUUGCUUUACUAGGGCUGACAUUCGUGGCAGUCGCUGAUUCCUUGUUCUCUAAUCCAUCUGAUUGGAUGAAACCGGCAGUGUUAGGGCUCAUUUCAGUGGCUUUGCUUUCCCAAUUUAUUUAUGAGCAAAGUCUGUCAUCAAAAACAGAAAGAACAGAUCAAGAAGAAGAACAGAAGUGA
This is a messenger RNA of Papaver somniferum (opium poppy), 579 nucleotides long. RefSeq lists its product as uncharacterized. The coding region runs from base 1 to 579 and encodes 192 amino acids. The record is from RefSeq and is a predicted model, not a curated record. The transcript has 2 exons. Lineage: Eukaryota; Viridiplantae; Streptophyta; Magnoliopsida; Ranunculales; Papaveraceae. Gene Ontology annotation, cellular component: chloroplast.